Molecule: messenger RNA, 2055 nt
Organism: Gadus morhua (Atlantic cod)
Lineage: Eukaryota; Metazoa; Chordata; Actinopteri; Gadiformes; Gadidae
Product: probable polypeptide N-acetylgalactosaminyltransferase 8
Exons: 11
Coding region: 87-1934 (615 amino acids)
Biological process (GO): protein O-linked glycosylation
Cellular component (GO): Golgi apparatus
Molecular function (GO): polypeptide N-acetylgalactosaminyltransferase activity
Source: RefSeq, a predicted model, not a curated record
CGUCAACGUAGCCUUGAGAAACAAUGAGACCAGUCAGUUCAGUUGAACACUAAAACUAAUUCGCUGAAUAAGGGUUUCCAUUCGCGAUGAAGGUGUUGCUGGUAAAGCGCAUACUCCUGCUAUUGGCUGGAAUAUGUUCAAUAUAUUACAUAGUUGCUUUCUGUAUUAACCGAGAUGAUACAAUUGAAUCAUUUGGAGAUGCCAGUCCUCCAAUGCUUUCUGAUUUGGAGCAAAGUGUUAAAGAUCUGUACAACUUGAUAAAAGCCCUUAAUCAAAAACAUGAAUCCAUGCAGAGGCUUCUUGAAGAAGAUAUAGACAGACAUAGAAAAAUAGAAGAAAAACCAAUUGCAGUGGUCAAAGAGCAGGACGAAGAUAAACCUGGGAAGAUUGAACAGCCAGGAAAUGAGGGGAAGAAACUUUUCCCAGAGUCUGCCCUGUUCCAGAACUGGGAUGGAGAGAAUUUUUCAGAAGCCGAACAAAAAGAGGCACAAGCCUUAUUUGUGAAAUAUGGUUACAACGCCUUUCUCAGCGAUCGCCUACCCCUUAAUCGAUCUCUUCCAGACACCAGGGACCCAAGAUGCUUAAUGAAGACCUACCCAAAGGAUCUGCCCAGCAUUGGAGUAGUUCUUAUCUACCUGGAUGAGGCCCUGUCAAUCCUCAAGAGAGCCAUCCGAAGUAUUAUCGACCGCACUCCGAAGUCCUUGCUGAAAGAAAUCAUAUUGGUGGAUGACCACAGCACCAAUGACGACCUGAAGCAGGACUUUGACAUGUACAUCAAGACCAUUGAGGACCAGAAUCCAGGCCUCCUCAUGACCAGAGUGAGACACAGUGAGCAGCUGGGGCUGACCACGGCUAGGAUCUCUGGAUGGAAGGCCGCCACGGCUGACGUGGUUGCCAUCUUGGAUGCUCAUAUUGAAGUCCAUGACCUGUGGGCGGAACCAUUGCUGACGCAGAUUAAAGGAGAUCGGAGGCUGAUUGUGUCUCCGGUGUUUGACAGAGUCAACUACUAUGAUCUUGAGGUUGUAGAGUACAUCACUGCAUCCUAUGGGUUUGACUGGGCUUUGUGGUGCACGAACGAGAGCUUCAGGCCUGAGUGGUACAAACGAGAUGACCCCUCCUUACCGGGAAAGAGUCCUUCCAUAAUGGGUAUCCUCGUCGCAGAUCGGAGGUAUCUUGGUGAAAUUGGUAUAGUAUACGGUGGAGAAAAUGUUGAGCUCGGGAUUCGUGUUUGGACAUGUGGGGGAAGUAUUGAGGUUGUUCCAUGCUCCAAGAUAGCCCACAUUGAGAGGAACCAUAAGCCAUACAUGACAGACCUCUCACUCACAAUGAAAAGGAAUGCUUUGAGGGUAGCAGAGGUUUGGAUGGAUGAGUACAAACACAACGUUAAUCUGGCCUGGAAUCUGCCCUUUGAGGAUCACGAUAUUGACUUUGGGGAUGUGUCUGAGAGAAAAGAACUAAGAAAAAGGCUGAAUUGUAAACCUUUCAAGUGGUACCUUGACAACGUGUAUCCACUGCUGGAUACCAGGGACGAUAUCCUGGCCUAUGGAGGACUGAAGAACCUCGAUGCCAACAUGUGUGUAGACCAAGGACCAGUUCCAGGCCACACACCGAUUGCAUAUCCCUGCCACUACUCUAUGUCUCAACACACAUAUUUCCAAGAGACUGGUGAGCUUUACAUUGGUGGGAUCAAGUCCCAUAAGUACAAUGUUAAUCACUGUUUGACGGACGAUGGCAACGAAGACAACGAGCCUGGCCUCAACAACUGCCACAAAUCUCUUCAGAAAAUAAAUGGAAUUGACUGGGACUUCACCCAGGGUAAAGAAUUGAAGAACAAACAGACCGGUAGAUGUCUGGAAAUUAUAAUGAGCAAGCUUUUGGUACAAGAAUGUACAGGCCAAAGAUGGGAAAUCCAAAAUGUUAUCAAACCUUUCUAAAAAAUCUUGAGUGUGUAUAACUGUAUUAUAAGGAUCUAUUCUGUAAUAUAGGAAAUUGCACACAUUUCACUGAUCUGACUGAAUUUGAACAUGCCAAAGGAACUAAAACGAUCUCAAAUGU